Molecule: messenger RNA, 342 nt
Organism: Chenopodium quinoa (quinoa)
Lineage: Eukaryota; Viridiplantae; Streptophyta; Magnoliopsida; Caryophyllales; Amaranthaceae
Exons: 1
Coding region: 1-342 (113 amino acids)
Source: RefSeq, a predicted model, not a curated record
AUGGUAAUCGGGCAGAAGGAAGAUGAGUCUAUAAGGCACUACAUUAGGAGGUUUAACAAUGAAGCAAACACAAUCCCAAAAUUACAGCAAGAGAUAGUGGUUAUGGGAUUAAUGAAUGGUCUUAACGACUCGGAGUUUAAGAGGUACUUAACCAGAAAGAAUUUAUCGACACUAGCAGCGGAUUUUAACAAAGCCCAUGAUUACAUAAAAAGUGAAGAACUGAUGAAAAUAAGCAGUCGAGUUGGUUCUGCCGAUAAAGCUCAGCCUAUGUCGGAUGGAGGAUCUUCAGGAGCAGGAAGGCCAAGAAAUCCGGCCCUAGUAAGGGGAGGAGGAAGUCGGUAG